AUGUCGAAUUUAAAAUGCAUUAAUUGCCAGUUGAAUUUGUUGCGCAUGAGACGGCAUGCUCUUGGAGAUGAGAGUGAAGACGUGGUCAACACUAUCCGAUUGUGGACUUAUCCUAGAAAUAUCACUCUUACCGACCAUAUUUGCCAUGCUUGCUGGCAAUUAGUUACGUAUCGGGAUGUUCCUGACAGUAAGCCCAGCAAGCAAAUCGGUCAUCGGCAUGUCUGUGUCGUAUGUGGGCGUUCCAUUGCUAGGAGAAGUCGUCGCAGAGUUUUAAUUGCAGGGGCCAACGAACAGGAGCAAAGACUGGCUCAUAUAGUAUCUGAUUGGAUUCAGCCACGAGAGCUAAGUUCCCAUGAUGAAGCCUGUGUUCCAUGCUGGCUCAAAGCUCGUAGAAGAGCCGGAACUAUAAGACCACAACCUGAUGUGCGUCUUCCUGUCAUACCACCUCAUGGUGUUCUCUAUCAGGACGUAAUGUGUGCUGUAUGUGGACAAAGCCUUACUUCAGUAUUGCCAUAUGUUAAACAGUUGAGGCCAGAAGAUAUUGCUCGGCUGUCAGAGCUACGGCAGAUAUCAGCAGUUCAUGAAGUGUGUGCAGUAUGUUGGGAACAGGCUCAAGAUGUAGUGCCACAGACUCCAAGAUCUCAAGAGCCUGAAACUGAAAGCCCUCAACAAACUGCUACUGGACUUCGAGAUACAGAUAUUCCUCAAGUAACUGAAAGGCGACGUGUUGAACGGCCUCAGUAUAUCACAUUGCCAAAUAUGAGACGAGCAGCUGAUACACCUAGGCACUGUAUUUUUCAUGAAUGUAGAAACAUUGAGCGCCACACAAUUCCUCAAAAAGUAAGGUAUAGGGUUUUGCAACAAUUUCAAUAUUAUAUUCCAAAUAGUGCUCGUAUUUGUACAGAACAUUUGCAAGAGGCAGAUUUUCAAAAUCUUUAUUCAGCCGAAUACAGUAUGAAGACUUUUACUGCAACACACAUUGAAGAUAUAAUUUUUAUUCUGAUGGAGAUUAAAAAAUAA
Messenger RNA from Spodoptera littoralis (African cotton leafworm), 1020 nucleotides. The record is from the annotation of a GenBank genome assembly. NCBI's taxonomy places the organism in Eukaryota, Metazoa, Arthropoda, Insecta, Lepidoptera, Noctuidae.